This is a messenger RNA of Microdochium trichocladiopsis, 1593 nucleotides long. RefSeq names its product major facilitator superfamily domain-containing protein. The record is from RefSeq and is a predicted model, not a curated record. Bases 1 to 1593 code for a protein of 530 amino acids. The transcript is spliced from 7 exons. Gene Ontology annotation, molecular function: transmembrane transporter activity. Gene Ontology annotation, biological process: transmembrane transport. Lineage: Eukaryota; Fungi; Ascomycota; Sordariomycetes; Xylariales; Microdochiaceae.
AUGGGCCCCAAUCUCGCCCGCAUCUCGACGGUCCCGCCGGACGCCCAGACAAGUCCCUGUCACUCCCCCGACGCCACUCCGGGUUCCGGCUCCGCGCUCACCACUCAAGUCUCGGCCGAGGACCGCGACGGUCACAGCGACGACGACGACGACGACCAUGACAGAACAACGACAAUAAACAACAACGACGCCAGCCAAGAUCCGGACGCCCUCCGCCUACAACGCACACACACAACCCCGUCCCCCUACCGGCUCCUCCCACAAUGGCGCAAGAAUCUCGUCGUCUUUGUAACUGCAUUCACUGCGCUGCCCAUAACCUUCGGCUCAACCUCCCUCUUUCCCCUCACCCAAGAAAUAUCCACAUCCCUCAACUCCACGCCGGCCCACAUCCAGCUCAUCAACGCGAUCGUCUUAGUCCUCAUGGGCUGCAGCAUAUUCUUCUGGGGCCCGCUGAGCAAGAUCUUCGGCCGUAAGAACGCCUGGCUCGCCGCGACGGUUAUUUUCGCAGUUACGACGGCGGGAACUGCAUUUGGCGGAAUCGGGUUGGCCGUGUUCACGGCAAUGAGGGUGAUUAGCGGGUUCGAGGGCACGUUCUUCCAUAUCGCCGGGCAGACGUGGAUCGCGGACAUCUUUGAGCCUACGGAAAGAGGCACAGCUACGGGCUUCUUCCUGGUCGGCACCGUCUUCGGUCCAGCGUUCGGACCUUGCUUCGCUGGCAUCAUGGUCACAUACACGACCUGGCGUUCGGUACUGUGGCUCCAGGUGGCCAUGUCGGGCAUUGGCUUGAUUCUGUCGGGCACACUGCCAACCGAGAAGAUCACGAAGAAGCAGCAGGACGACGAUGAAGACAAGGACAAACUCACUCCCCUCGCCGUGCUCAAGCUGUUUGACCCGACAAACACAUUCAAGGCUUUCUUGUUCCCAAACAUCCUCCUCACAGACAUAGCAUGCGGCUGCAUGUCCUGGUCGCAAUACACUUUGCUCGCCGCUCCGCGGCACGUCCUCAACCCCCGCUUCAACCUCACCACCCCGCUAGUCUCGGGACUGUUCUACAUCGCGCCAGGCGUCGGCUUCAUCCUCGGCACCCUCAUCGGCGGGCGGUACUCGGACGCCACGGUGCGCAAGCACAUCGCCCUCCGGGGAGGGCUGCGCCUGCCCCAGGACCGCCUCCUCUCGGGGAGGGUCGCCUUCUUCGCCAUCAUCCCGCUCGCGCAGCUCGUGUACGGGUGGUGCCUGCACUUCAACGUUCCCCAGGGCACCACGGGCGGCUUGGCCGUCGCGCUCGUCUUCGCGGCCGUCCAGGCGUUUGGCCUGCUGUUCGCGUUCGCCAGCCUCAACACGUACUGCGCCGAGGCGCUGCCCCGCAGACGCAGCGAGGUCAUUGCCAGCAAGUACCUCGUCCAGUACGGCACGUCAGCCGUGGGCAGCGCGGUCGUGGUCCCGCUCAUCGAUGCCGUGGGGAUGGGGCCUGCGACUACCAUCAGUGCCCUUCUCGUCCUGGUCGCUGGCUGCCUGUCGAUGAUCACGGCCAAAUACGGCAUCAACAUGCAGCGCUGGGCCGAGCGCAAGAUGCCGCAACUUCUUGCAUUGUAA